Hirsutella rhossiliensis is the source of this 297-nucleotide messenger RNA. RefSeq lists its product as uncharacterized. Lineage: Eukaryota; Fungi; Ascomycota; Sordariomycetes; Hypocreales; Ophiocordycipitaceae. The coding region runs from base 1 to 297 and encodes 98 amino acids. The transcript has a single exon. The record is from RefSeq and is a predicted model, not a curated record.
AUGGAGCUUUUAGCCGAUCUCCGUGAAAGGUACGACAGAAUCGCCCUCAGCACCAUGGAUCCGGUUAGCUCGGCCAUCUUCUUCCACCGAGAAAUAUCCUUAUUCUUUGACAAGUACGUGAACACGGGCCAGGAAUCGAUCUUUGGAAAGAUUAGCCACUACUACGCCACGGUGGAAACGAACGAGCGAGGCAGCCUCCACUUACAUGGACUCCUCUGGCUGGACGGCAACAUGCGGUUACCGAACCUGGUAGACGAUAUGGCCAAUCCUGCGGAAGAAGGAUACCGUGCCCAGUGA